AUGGAUCAGCAUCAGCUCCUUCCUCACGUACUCAUCUUUCCAUUACCUAUUCAAAGCCCAGUGAACAGCAUGAUGCAGCUGGCAGAACUUUUGUGCUUGGCUGGGAUUCGCGUAACAUUCCUCAUCACAAAAUACAACCACAAACGUCUUCUGCGGUGCACCGACAUUCAAACUCGAUGUGCCGGAUAUCAUGGACUGCUCCAGUUGGAAACCAUUGAGGAUGGCCUGCCAGAAGACGAUCCUCGGAACGUCGAAAAGUUCGCGGAGAUUAUGGAUUCCUUGCAAACUGUGGCGCAGCCUUUCUUAAGGGAAUUUCUACAAGGUUGUAAAACACCCAUCACUUGCGUGAUAGCAGAGGGAUUCUACUACUAUGCACUUGAUAUCACGGAGGAACUCGGCAUUCCAUUGAUCUUUUUCGAAACAAUAAGCCCUUGCUGCCUUUGGGUGUACUUUUGCCUGACUAAACUCAUGGAAGCUGGUCAACUCCAUUUUAAAGGGGAUGACCUGGACACGCUGGUGACAAGCAUUCCGGGAAUGGAAGGUGUUCUCCGGUUUCGAGAUCUCCCAGACUUUUGCCGGCGAGAUUACAGCCUAGACGGGAAUGCGAGGCUAGUGUUCAAAUCAAUCCAGGCGUAUCCCCGGGCAGCGGGCCUCAUCCUCAAUUCAUUUGCCGAGCUGGAAAGCCCAGUUUCCUCUCAUCUCCGCUCAGAUGUUCCCCAUGGCCCGGUCAAUUGUAUGCUCAAACUAGCGGAAUUGUUCUGUCUUGAAGAAAUACACGUCACUUUCAUCAACACAGAGUACAUCCAGGACCGAUUGAGAAGCUUCAGCGAUGCCGAACCCCGUUUCAAACGCUACCCCAAUUUCAGGUUUGAAACCAUCCCAGAUGGGCUUCCUGAUGGUGCUCCCCGUACAGGUGAUGGGCUUGUGAAGUUAUGGCUAUCCAUGGAAGCUGUGAGCCUCCCAAUUUUAACAGAGAUGCUGACCUCUGGUUCGUUUGGUCCUAAUUCCGAAAACCCAGCGACUUGUUUUAUAGCUGAUGGGUUCUUCAGCUUCGUUUGUGAUAUGGCUAAAGAAAUCAAGCUCCCGCUUAUUUAUUUUGACACCGUAAGUCCUUGUGGUCUCUGGACUUACCUCUGUCUUCCAAAACUCAUUGACGCCGGAGAAUUCCCAUUCAAAGACAAUGAUUUGGAUGCGCCGGUGAAGAAUGUGGAAGAGAUGGAAUGUGUAAUGAGACGUCGGGAUCUUCCCAGCUUCUACCGACUUAACUCAGUUGACGAGAUAUUAAUCCAGCUCCUACUGAAAGAGGACGAACAACUACCUCGGGCCGAGGCAUUAAUUUUCAACACAUUUGAAGAACUUGAUAAAGGCACACUUAAUCUGAUGCGAACAUUAGGCCCAAAAGUCUACGCUGUAGGGCCAAUUCACACCCUCCUAAAGUCAAGACUCCCUGAAGUCUCUUACCAUAGCCUUUGGAAAGAAGACAAAAGCUGUAUUCAGUGGCUGAAUAAGCAGCCAUCAAAAUCUGUAAUUUAUGUCAGCAUUGGAAGCCUGGCAACCAUGACAAAAGAUCAGCUCAUGGAAAUUUGGUAUGGUUUAGUUAACAGCGGAUUUCGAUUCUUGUGGGUUCAUAGAGAAGGUUCGAUUAUGGGAUUGAACAACAAAGAAGAUGAGAUUCCAGAGGAAUUGGCUCAGGCAACCAAGGAAAGGGGAUGCAUUGUGAGUUGGGCUCCUCAAGAAGAGGUAUUGGGUCAUCCUGGAAUUGGUGGGUUUUUGACACACAGUGGGUGGAAUUCAACGCUGGAGAGUAUAGUGGAAGGGGUGCCAAUGAUUGGCUGGCCAUACUUCGUUGACCAACAGGUCAAUAGCAGGUACGUGUCCGAGGUUUGGAAGCUUGGAUUGGACAUGAAAGAUACUUGUGACAGAGUUAUAGUGGAGAAGAUGGUGAGGGAUCUGAUGAAUGUUAGAAGGGAUGAAUUAUUGGAAAGGGCUGGUGAAAUGGCGAAUUUGGCCAAAUCAAGCGUACGACAAGGUGGAUCUUCUUACAAUGAUUUGGUCCGCCUCGUUGAAGACAUUAAGUUGACCAGGUUCAAAUAA
Messenger RNA from Oldenlandia corymbosa var. corymbosa, 2094 nucleotides. The record is from the annotation of a GenBank genome assembly. Lineage: Eukaryota; Viridiplantae; Streptophyta; Magnoliopsida; Gentianales; Rubiaceae.